AUGGACAAGAAGGAGAAGGGUGUAGCAAAAGCAGAUUGGGAUCCCCUUGUUACCACAAUUUUUUGCAAGCUUGCUGUUGAGGAGAUCCAUGCUGGCAAUAGACCUCUAGGUGGGUUGAAUGCAAGAGGUUAUCAGAGCUUGGGUCAGAAGUUUUUGGCUCAAACAGGGAGGAAUUACACUCAAAAGCAACUCAAAAACCGUUGGGACAACCUAAAGAUCUUGUACACAUUUUGGAAAUCACUCUUGAACAAGACUGGGCUUGGGUGGAAUGCAGAAUUAGGGACAGUAUCAGCAAGUCUAGAGUUUUGGGAAGAGACCACUAAGGGACAAAAUCAGAGAGAGAAGAAGGCGUUGUGUUUUGGUCCACCAAAUAACCUCAGAGAAUUGGAGUUUAUGUUUGAGAGGAGUCAUGUAUCGGGUCUGUCUGCAUGCAUCCCUGGUGAAGAAGGCAUAGAGGGAAAUACUGGUAGCCACAUAAAUGUCGAUGAUGAUGACGACAAGGAUGCAGAAGGCAUGGAGGAAGAUCUUACACCCAUGAUGGCUGCUAGAAAGCAGUUGAAGCGGAAGGAAAAAUCUAGUAUCCCAAGGAAGAAUAGUCUAAAGAAGGGGAAGAAUCCUAUGGUUAGGGUCAUGACACGCAUGGUGGAUGAUGUCAUUAGCUCCAACUCUGUAACCUCGAAAGCAUUGAUUGGUGACUACACUCGUCAGUCAAUUAGAGAGGUGAUGAAUUUGACAAAAGAAGCUGGAGCAGUUGAAGGGAGUGAUGAACAUUUUAUGGCUACAAAAUUAUUUGUGAAAGCUGAAAAUCGUGAAAUGUUCCUCACUUUUGAGACAAAUGAAGGGAGGUUCAAUUGGCUCAAGAGAUGCUAUGAGGAAAGGAAGAAGUAG
Molecule: messenger RNA, 888 nt
Organism: Phragmites australis (common reed)
Lineage: Eukaryota; Viridiplantae; Streptophyta; Magnoliopsida; Poales; Poaceae
Product: L10-interacting MYB domain-containing protein-like
Exons: 2
Coding region: 1-888 (295 amino acids)
Source: RefSeq, a predicted model, not a curated record